ACUUUUAUUCAUGGCUAUCGGAUGAAGAAAGAAAAACAAAGACUCAUUUUGUGGUAGAUUCAUCUGGGCAGAAACAUAAAAAUUACACCAGGACGCUGUUUUGCUGUAAUAGAAGUGGGACAUACAAAGCAAAAGGCAAAGGUGAAAGACAGCUAAAAGCACAAGGGACUUCCAAAACAGGUUUCUCUUGCACAGCUACUGUCAUACUAAAAGAUUUUGGCAAUCGUUUUGAAGCUGUAUAUUUUAAAGAACAUUACAAGCAUGAAAAAUCCCUUUGUCAUCUCCCUAUUCCUAAACAAGAAAAGCAAAGUAUAGCAGGUAAAUUAUUGCAGGGGGUGGAAGAGAAACGAAUUUUGCAAGAUGCAAGAUUCUCUUCGAGAGAUGAUAUUGAAACAAAACAGUUAAUAACGAGAAAAGACCUGCAUAACAUUAAGAAGAGGGAUUUUGGUCUGAGCAUUAAUUCUAAAGGAUUAAUUUUAACAGAUGAUGAGACAAGUGUUUGGUCCUGGGUUAAUACGAUGUCGCAAAUGGAAUUCAACCCCGUUCUGAUGUAUAAACGUCAAGGAGAAAAAUAUGCAAAUAUCAUUGAUAUCAAGCCAAAGGUUUUCAUGAGCGAUGAUGCUCCCAUGUUCUAUAAUGCAUGGGAGCAUACAUUUGGUUCUUGCCAAAAAUUAUUAUGUGCUUGGCAUGUGGACAGAGCAUGGAAAGGUCAUUUGAAUUCUGUGCCAAAACAUAAAAGACAAGCAGUGUACAAAACUUUAAAAACUUUAAUGUAUGAAUUAGAUGAAGAAAUGUUCAACAAAAUGUUAGAAACAUUUUCUGAGCAACUAUGUGAAGAUGAAGACACGCGAGAAUUCCAUAAAUAUUUUAUGACAUACUAUUUUGAAAGAGCCAAAAUGUGGGCAUACUGUUUCAGAAAAGGGGCUAAAAUCAACACCAAUAUGUAUGUUGAAACAUUUCAUCGGAAAUUAAAAUAUAUUUAUUUAGAUGGGAAGAAAACCAAACGGGUUGAUAAAUGUAUCAUCGAGUUAAUUAAUCUUGUCAAUGAUCAAAAGUUUGACACUUACAUAAAAUAUCAGAAAGGAAAAAUAACAAAGAAGACAACAAAAACAUUUCAACGUCAUAAAGCUGCUGAGCUUUUAAAUGCUAACUGUGUAAAAAAAGAUGAUGUAUGGGAAGUUUCAUCAGAACUGGGAGAAAAUUCUUAUAAAAUUAUCAGAGAUCAUGUUUGUAAUGAUUUAUGCCUCAUAACUUGUAGACUUUGUUCAUGCUGUUUAAAAGCUUAUAAAUGUACAUGCCAUGAUUAUUCUAUUUUAAAUAAUAUGUGUAAACAUAUACAUUUUGUAAUCAUGUCUGAAAAAAAGACAGAACCUUAUAUAGGCCCUCUAAACAGAAUACCUACUAGGAAUAAUUAUGAAUCUUUAACACUGUCACGCGAAGAACCUGCAAUUCGACUACUUGUGGUGGAAAAGAAAAGGAGGGGAAGAGACAGCUUUGACUGUCGAACUGAUGUG
This is a messenger RNA of Stegodyphus dumicola, 1514 nucleotides long. RefSeq lists its product as uncharacterized. The record is from RefSeq and is a predicted model, not a curated record. Lineage: Eukaryota; Metazoa; Arthropoda; Arachnida; Araneae; Eresidae.